Messenger RNA from Diaporthe citri, 675 nucleotides. RefSeq lists its product as uncharacterized. Bases 1 to 675 code for a protein of 224 amino acids. The transcript has 2 exons. The record is from RefSeq and is a predicted model, not a curated record. Lineage: Eukaryota; Fungi; Ascomycota; Sordariomycetes; Diaporthales; Diaporthaceae.
AUGGCCACGCCCACUCCCGCAGACGACGUGGUCAUCAAGGCAAGCACCAGCGACCCAGCCAACGAGGAGCAAGCCGUACAGGAGGACCUUCUGCAGGAGGACCUGCUGCAGGAGGAGGAAGGACCCGCGCGUUUCCCUCUGUCGACACAGGAGCAGCUCCAGGCCAUGGCCCGCCGCCGCGAAGCAGCCGUCUCCUUCAAGAAUCAGGUCAGCGAGUGCCGCCUGGCUCUGAGGUACUCUGUCAUCGGCUGGACAGGCACCCUAGACCCGACCAACCACGCACAGGAGAAAAUCCCCACCGCCCUCUCGAACGCCCCCUCGAUCCGGGACCUCGACGCACAGAUGGACAAGCUGGAGCGAAAGCUGGCGCCGUUCCUGCCGGCCGAUAACAGCAACAACGGCGGCCAAGGCCUGGGUGCCGAGGCGCUGGCCCGCGUGGAGCGCGUGCGCGCGGCGCUGCUCGAAGUCGAGCCCGGGGUCAAGUCCACGCGGUUCAUCAAGCCGGUGCUGGACGGGGUCGAGCGGGGGGCCCGCGCCUCGGGGAUCCUACCGCCGCAGGACAACGUGGGGUGGGUUUGGUCGCUGUCAUUUGACGACUGGUUCAUCUGGCGCGCGGGGGAGGGCGCGUUCGUGUCUGCCAGGCACGGGGUGAGGACCGACUUCGUGGCGGCUUGA